GCUGCUGACCUCUUCUGGAUCUGUUUCACUGAAUGAAUUGCACAGUGCGCUACAGUGGCAGGAAGAAUUUCUGAGUAGCGCUGAAUUUGAGGGGAUUCAGCAAGAACCUUGCAAGCCAACGCAGCCUGAUGGCGUCGGAGCACCUGAAAAGCAAUCUGUUGAAGGAUGUAUUUUAUCCAAUGGAUGUAACAACAAUGGCAGCAAUGGAUCCAAGCUGGGCUUGGCAUCCAAAAUAAACUUGCUUACCGAUCGCCGUGGGGAAGGACUUCCAACAUGGGAGUCUCCUAGCCACACACUCUCUAAUUUCAUCCUUAAAGGUACAAUUCCAUCCAGUCUGGCAGCAACAGGAAAGCCCCCUUCUUUGAGCUCCUUUGACUCUGGUAUUGAUGGAGCUGGAAGCUGCCACUUAGACCACAGGAUUGUUAAAGAAGCCUGGGAAAUGCCCAACAGGGCCCCUGUGGCUCAGGAGAUUCCCAGAUCAGCUCCCCAAGAGCCGUGCGUUAAUGAGGAGACCAUUGGCAGCAUGUCUGACUCUGAGGAGUGUCUAGAGGAUCUUGAAUUUCACUCCAAGAGGUGUAGGUCGAGUGCAAGGAUACAGAUCGUUCCAAAGAUCAUCUCUGGCUGUUUGAAUUUUGAGGUCAUGGUUAAACGGUCUGCCAGUCUACCAAAAAACCCCUGGCUGAGCCUGCCUCUGGAAGACCUGGACAACUCGUACACCGUCACCAUCACCCCAACAAGACCUUCAGUCAAGUGUGGGCUGCAGAGCAACCUGCUCAGAAACCCUAAUGCAUUGUUGGAAACUGCCAGACUUUCGGGUUCCUGCAGAGACUCCUGUGAUGGGAGAGAGCACUAUGGGGAGACCCAGGCUUCUGAACAAGAUGCUGUCAGAGGUUUGGCUUUCACUGAGAGUGGCAUCCAGACAGAGGCAAAGAGCCAUUUCCUGCAGGUGCAGAGAAUUUUGGAGAACUCCUCUGAGCUGAGUCCUAUUCGGAAUGUAAUGUCCAGCACCUUGAAUGAUACCCGGGACAAACGGAGUCAGUCCUCUUGGACAGACCAUACACUGCUCUGGGAUAGCUAUGACCUGCACGCUUCCAGGAAACACCACGAAGGCACAAGGGAAAGCAGGAUGGAAAAUUAUUCAGCGGAAAUGGAGUCCUUGUUUAAUGACUGGGACCUGAAAGAACAGGAAGAUCUCUGCGUCGUUGAGAAACUCCUAGUCCGAGCUGCAGACAUUCUGGAGGAAGAGGAGAGUGUGUUAAAACAAGAGGAGGUACUGGAUCACCUUGUGAAGAUUGACAGUAACAAGCAUUUUGAAAUAUGGAGCAUUGAUUCAGACCACAAUACAAACCAAAUGCAUGUGGUUCCCAUGUCUUCCAGUGAAUUGGUGGAAGCUGGUGUUCUUGGUUUUGAGGACUCCGCUGGGAAAAGCGUCAGUGACGAAGAAUCUGGGUAUUGCCCCACAAAUUCAGCCACUGCUCACGAUGUACAUUCUGCGGCAACCAUUGAUUUCAAUAAAACAACCGCGGCCAGUCUGAAUGGGAGCAGGGCAUUUUCCAGUCCAUACAGUAGUUCCCGUUUGCUCCAGGAAAUGAAAGAGCUACAUGUUAUAGAGGAGCAGAUUUUUCAAGAGAACCUGAAGAUACACGCGCUACAGCGAUUUGAGGAAGCAGACGGAGCAGCACCAGAGGAACAAGCCAGGGGGAGCCUGCUGAAUCCAAGCAAGGAAAGGGAGCUGUUCCUGAGGGAGCUGGAAAAGGAGAGAACAGAGGUAGAGAGGAUGGAGAAGAGUCUGGCCAGGGAGAGAGCAGAGAGGAAUACAAAAAUAAGAAACAAACUGCACAGCGGUUCCAGGAAAGCAGCCUGCAGUAACCAUCGCCAGUCCUCUGAUCCCACAGCACGAUCCAGAACCAAGAUGAGGCUUGCAGUGACUUCAGCUCUAACGAAUCAGAAGGCAGCUGUGAAUGCAGACAAGGGCACACCUCUGACCAUAGGUCAUCCAACAAACCAGCCCAAAGAGAACUUCAGCAAAAGUGACAACGACAAUUCUGGGGAAGGGAUUUCAAGCCCCAGUAAUCUGCAAACUACAUUAUCUCUUGCAGCAACAACCUCCAUAAGAAAUGAUGGAUGUCCACGGACACCUGAGAGAGAGGCACCUUUCUGCCUAGCUGAACCCUCUCAGACUAACAGACAGUUGGAAGGUGGUUCUUUGAUCCAUGCAGUUGCCACUGAAGGUUUGCAGCGACGUGUGCUUCAGAGCCUAGAUCCUUCUAGUAGGAGCUGUGUCCCUGAAGAAAGUGGAGGAACGACCCAUUCCACUCCAGAGCUGCUUCUGACCCAGCCAGUGCAUGAUAUCCCAGGUAAAGAUACCCAGGAAACAGUGGAUCAAAACUGUGAGCUCAGUGCUGCUGAAUCUGAGAGCAUGCCUUAUCUUUCUAUGGAGAGGAAUGAGAUACCAGUACCAGCUGCAAGGAGGAGAGGCUGUAGAAAAGAGGAGCCUCCAGGACCUGUGGGUGAUCCAUUUGACUCCGGCGAAACUCCUGCUGCUGUUGUAGCCCCAAUACCAAAGCCAAGGAAAGCAUCUCUGCCCUCAAACACUGAUCCAAAAAACCAAGAGGAAAGACAAGUGCCCACAUGCAAGCCGGUAACCAUGAUUGCAUCAGAUCCAGUCUCCUUGAAAGGUUGCACAUUUGAGCCUGUAGUACUGGAGAUUCAAAAACCCAAGCACCCUCCAAAACCCAGAGAGAGGAGGCGGAAGAAUGCUGUCCAGCAACAGAAAGCCGGUGAGGGAGAUUCAACACUCGGCAGCAUUCUUUCUGAGAAGCAGCCUUGUUGUGAGGCAGACACGUCUGUUACGGAGAUCCACAGAGAUGCCUUAACUCAACCUGAAGCUGCAAACAAUGACAGGAAUUCAGAGGCUGCUUGUUCCACCCCUGCAUUGAAAUCUGACCAUGGUAUAGAUCUGCAAGCCAGACAAGCUGACUGUUGUGACUCUGAAAUAACGAAGAGGUCCACAUCAGUUGAACCUGAUAGGGAAGGAUUUUGCUGGGACAGUGUGGAUGCAGUGGAAGGUUUCAGAGAAAGGAGCCACCAUGAUCAUGUGAUUGCAAUGCCUGUCAUUGGUUCGGUAGGAAAGCGUGCUGCACAGUGCCUGCCAGUGCAUGACAGUCUUCAUUCUGGGGCCCUAAUGGAGGCCAGUGAUUAUAGAACGCCCAUUGUUCUGGACACUGGAUCCGCACUCAUGAAAGCUGGCUUUGCCGAUCAAGAUCUACCAACCACCAUAUUCCCCACUGUAAUUGGGUGGCCUAAAUACAAGGAGGUUAUGAAUGGCAAGUUUGAACGAGAAGCUUACAUUGGACAUGAUGCCCAGCACAUGAGAGGAGUUCUGUCUUUAAAAUACCCCAUGCAGCAUGGGAUAAUACAAAGCUGGGAUGAAAUGGAGAAGAUUUGGCACCACACCUUUCAUCACCAGCUCUGUGUUGAUCCUGAGGAACAUCCCGUUCUGCUGACAGAGGCUGUUCUGAACCCUCAGGAGAACAGGCGGAGAAUGGUGGAAAUCCUGUUUGAAACUUUUCAUGUGCCUUUAGCCUAUGUGGCCCUGCAAGCUGUCCUGGCGCUCCUUGCCACAGGAAGGAGUACAGGUGUGGUCUUUGACUCUGGAGAUGGCCUUGGUCACAGUGUCCCUGUGUAUGAAGGAUAUGGACUCCCUCAUGCCAUACAGCGCUUUCAUAUGGCAGGACAGGACGUCACACAGCAGCUCAAGAAGUUGCUGCAAGAGAGAGGCUUCUCAUUCAGAACCUCAGCAGAGCUUGAGAUAGUGAGGGAGGUGAAGGAGAAGUGCUGCUACGUGUCUCAGGACUACGAAGCUGAACUGCGUGGCUUGCGAGCACCCGACACUGACACAGAGAUGUAUUACACACUACCUGAUGGGCAGGUCAUUAACAUGGGCAAUGAGAGGUUCAGGGCCCCUGAGAUAUUAUUCAAGCCGGAGCUGGUUGGAAGAGACCACUACGGGAUGCAUGAAAGUGUCUUCCGCUCAAUCCUUCGCUGCGACAUGGACCUCAGAAGAACGUUCAUGGGAAAUAUCAUUUUAUCGGGUGGAAACACUAUGUUGUCUGGUUUGCCUUUGCGACUUCAGGAGGAAAUCCGAUCCAUGGUGGCUGUGGAUUUGUCAGACUCUGUGCGAGUGACUAGCCCCAAGGAUCGGGACUUCUCAGUGUGGCGUGGAGGGGCUGUGCUCGCCAGCUUGCCUUCCUUCAGCGCCGCCUGGAUCAGCCAGGGAGAGUACGAGGAGUUUGGACCUGACAUUGUCUUCAGGAAAUGUUUUUGAUUAAGGUGUUUUGUUUUUUUUUUUUGCCUUUUUUUUUUUUUUUUAAAGGGAUAACCACAUUCAA
Polyodon spathula (Mississippi paddlefish) is the source of this 4391-nucleotide messenger RNA. RefSeq lists its product as uncharacterized. Bases 440 to 4327 code for a protein of 1295 amino acids. The transcript is spliced from 11 exons. The record is from RefSeq and is a predicted model, not a curated record. Lineage: Eukaryota; Metazoa; Chordata; Actinopteri; Acipenseriformes; Polyodontidae.